UGCGGGUGCCGCCAGAUGAACAAAUCGGAUCCGGAAAACAGCGGUGGAUCCGAUGGGCCAUGCACGCUCGAGUAGCCAUCUCUUUCUUCCAUCCAUUUGAAAACUGGUUUAACCGAUUCCUGUUACUUUAAACCGCGGGUGCCAACUUCCUUAUCCUGCCCCCCUCUCCAACUUCUCAUUCUCUUCUGUAAAAACCCUUUCUCCUUUGGCCUGAAACCAAAAGACAAAAAAGUCCAUAUGGAGAGGCUUAUCUUUCGAUCUCCUUCUUCUCCUAUUCUCCCUUCCAAAACCCUUCCAAAACCUCCUCACCAUGUCCUUCUCCCUCGAUUCGACUCCCGGAAGCUCGGCUUCCCUCCUCCCGUCGGGUUGUUUCUCUCCAAACAGGAAGAACCACCUUCCCUUUCUUCCAACUUUCGUCGAUUCUGUAUUCGCUGCUCGAAAAGAUCCGAUCUUUCCCAAGACGGUUUGUCGGGCUGGUCGCUGCCGGCAUACACUUUGGGCAAAGUGCGAGCUCGGAGGGAUUCGGAGCUGGAGCCUUUCUUUCGAAAGGCUGCCCUUCCUGCUGGUGUGGUUAUAUUGCUGUCUGCACUAAUUGGGUUUUUAAUCCAGCCGAUUCUGGCUCCUUCAGCCAUUGCUACAGUACAAACUGCUGCCAGGACUGGUGGUUCUGCUGCUGCAGAAGUUGGUGGAAGGCUUGUUCGGAGUGAGUUAUUCAGCAGUGCUUGGACAGGCUUCUUCGCUGGUUGUUUACAUACAUUAUCAGGUCCCGAUCACCUCGCUGCCUUAGCCCCUCUCUCCAUUGGCCGUACUAGGCUGGAGAGUGCUGCCGUUGGAGCCCUUUGGGGUUGCGGUCAUGAUGCAGGGCAGGUUAUAUUUGGAUUGUUGUUUCUACUUCUAAAGGAUCGUCUGCACAUUGAGGUCAUCCGCACAUGGGGCACAAGAGUCGUGGGUCUGACUCUGCUCAUUAUAGGCGGUAUGGGAAUCCGGGAGGCGUCAGAGGUCCCUACCCCAUGCGUCGCUCUGGAGAAUGGGGAGUGCGACGUCAGCAUUGAUGAAUCUCUCGAGACACCUCCUGGUGGAAAGAAAAAGAUUGGGUUUGCGACUUUUGCGACUGGGAUCGUCCAUGGGCUGCAACCAGAUGCACUGAUGAUGGUGUUGCCUGCUCUGGCACUGCCUUCACGCUUGGCUGGCGCUGCUUUUCUAGGUAUGUUUUUACUCGGGACUGUGUUUGCAAUGGGAAGUUAUACUGUCUUCAUAGGUUCAUGUAGUCAGGCACUGAAGGAAAGGAUUCCUAGGAUAACAGAGAAGCUGACUUGGGCUUCUUCCCUUGUAGCGAUAGCUCUUGGUGUAGCCAUUCUUAUCAGCCAGGCUUUUGGUUUUAGCCUGUAUUGAUCUGACACUCAGUUUCCAUUUUUGGGUUCCAUUGUAGUUUUAGAAAGAGAAAAGGGAACAUCUUGAAAGAAUGAUGAGUUUGUGCAGAACUCGUCAUUGUGAGAAGUAGAUUUGAGUCCCCAGUCAAUAGGCAGAGGGAGCUUGUUCUGUUAUUGUCUUUCAUCAUCUGCCAAUGUUCGUAGAUUGAUGUAAAAGGGGAGGCUACUGUUUGAUGGUUAGGCUUUGUUUGCUGUCCAUUGAGAGCUUUUUUCUCCAACAUUCCGGACAGAUGUGCAAAGCAUUUCAUGCAUGUUCUAUUCCCAUUUUUAUUAGUAUUGUUGAAUCUUUUGUUCA
This is a messenger RNA of Magnolia sinica, 1725 nucleotides long. Its product is annotated as chloroplast protein FOR GROWTH AND FERTILITY 2. The transcript is spliced from 2 exons. The coding region runs from base 238 to 1392 and encodes 384 amino acids. NCBI's taxonomy places the organism in Eukaryota, Viridiplantae, Streptophyta, Magnoliopsida, Magnoliales, Magnoliaceae. The record is from RefSeq and is a predicted model, not a curated record.